Neurospora hispaniola is the source of this 646-nucleotide messenger RNA. RefSeq lists its product as uncharacterized. The transcript is spliced from 3 exons. Bases 135 to 527 code for a protein of 130 amino acids. The record is from RefSeq and is a predicted model, not a curated record. NCBI's taxonomy places the organism in Eukaryota, Fungi, Ascomycota, Sordariomycetes, Sordariales, Sordariaceae.
GAAAAUUUGGGGUCCAUCCAUCGCGUCGUUAACUUCUGAUUUUCUUCAGCGUUUCCUUCCCUCACCCUUCUACUUUCUUUCAGUCGCGACACCAUGCGCUUCCAUUGGGGCACGCAGGCAACUGCACUGUUUCCAUGCUGGAUCACUUAACUGGACCGCUCAUUGUUACACCGAGCAAUGUUCAUGAUAGUGUCCAGCAAUGGUUACCAAAAUCAGGUAUGCCGUUUUCCUGCGGUCUUGUACCACAUGGAUUACUUUCGAGCCGACACCAUGAUGCUUUGUACUUUUCAUUCCAAUUCCGACACUUCAUGACGGACACAACUUUCCUGAACCAUCUCGACUUAACUAAAUCUCGUCGACGCGCCGACUUCAACGUGUCAUCGACGACUAAUGCCCUGGUGCAGACCCGGAUGACUGCAGACGCUCAUGCUUUUGCGCAACGGCUUCCUAUCAAUGAUGUGGCUCUACUUGAUUCACCUUCCAGCAGUUUGCCCAUGGAGGUAGGAAUGCCGCUUGCGCUUCAGUGAUGACUUGACAUAUCGCCUUAGAUACCUUAUUGCUACUCGCGAUACUCGGCAACUUCUGGGCCGUUCCACGCGACGUAUUUACCUGACAGAUCAGACUUGGCGUCAAGUGACAGCUUCGC